CUUAUAACUGAAGUGUGCAGAUCCUUUCUUUGUUUGUCUCAGACCAUGUUUCUUGAGUACUCCUCUCCUGUGUAGCAGCUGAUGGCUUGCAAUGGAAUGGCCUCCUCCUCUUCCUCCUCCCUCCCCUCUUCCAAUUCCCUCCUUCCACCCAAUGCAGGGAUAAGUCCAAUUCCCGGAAAGAGGUGUGUGACCUUUGAUGAGAUGAUGAAUGAGGACGAAUUGUCGGACGACGAGUCAGCGGUCGGAGAGAAGAAGAAGAAAAGGCUGAGCAUAGAGCAGGUGAGGACAUUGGAGAGGAGCUUUGAGCUGGGGAACAAGCUCGAGCCUGAGAGGAAGGUGCAGCUGGCCAAGGCCCUCGGCCUGCGGCAGAGGCAGGUGGCCAUUUGGUUCCAAAAUCGGAGGGCGAGGUCGAAGUCCAAGCAAUUGGAGAAGGAUUAUGAUGCGCUCAAGAGGCAAUUUGAGGCCAUGAGGACAGAAAAUGAUUCCCUCCUUGACCGAAACAAGAAGCUUCAAGCUGAGAUUUUGGCACUCAGAGGCAGAGAAACAUCUGAUGACCUCAUCAUCAAUCUCAACAAGGAAACUGAAGGUUCUUGGAGCAACAGAAGUGAGAACAGCUUAGAGAUUAACUUGGAGAUCUCAAGAACAAUUUUGCCUGCCUUACAAUCACUCGAGCAAACUGAUCACAUGGACCAGAAACCAGCUUCAGCAGAAACCAGCUUCAGCAGCUUGCUGUGUAACAUGGGAGACGAUCAAUCUGUGUUCUGGCCAUGGACAGACCACCACCACAGCUUCCAUUAGUAGUCUUCAUUCAUGGCGAAUUGUGAAAAUUGCUAUACUGUUUUGCAGACUUGAGUUUGGAGUUUCAAGUCAUUAUGUGUAUAUAGGUAGGAAAAUGUCACUUCCACAGCUGAAUCUUGUAAGAGUUCAUAAGGAAAUAAGAUAUCUUUCAUGCCUGUAAAUCUUUCCAUUCUGUAGCCAGAAGCCUUCCAGAGAGGAAUAGAGUCAAAGAUACAGCUCAAGGGAACAGAGUUCCUUGCACCCUUCCAAGAGUCAGAAUUGGAUGGCUCACAACUUUGAGGAAGACAGCACCCUUGAUAUCACUCGACCAUCAUUUUCCUACUGCUUUCAGAUUAUUUUCUGCAAAUUUCAUGCAAUGCUAUGCCAAAUGUCAUACACAUAUCAAAUUAAAGUGAAACAUUUGGUAGCAAUUUAUAGAUAGUUGGAGUUAAACUAGCUAGUUAGUUCAUUACACGCCUCUUGUAUGAACUGCUGAUCAAGUGAAUUCC
Zingiber officinale is the source of this 1286-nucleotide messenger RNA. Its product is annotated as homeobox-leucine zipper protein HOX21-like. Gene Ontology annotation, molecular function: sequence-specific DNA binding; DNA-binding transcription factor activity, RNA polymerase II-specific. Lineage: Eukaryota; Viridiplantae; Streptophyta; Magnoliopsida; Zingiberales; Zingiberaceae. Gene Ontology annotation, biological process: positive regulation of DNA-templated transcription. The record is from RefSeq and is a predicted model, not a curated record. The transcript has 2 exons. Gene Ontology annotation, cellular component: nucleus. The coding region runs from base 82 to 798 and encodes 238 amino acids.